CCGCUUCUCCAAACUACGGUGCUACGAAGCUUUAAUCUUAGUUUGGACUUCGGAAGCCAGGGUGUCUUAUCGGCAGUACAAUAACCGUUCUUUCUUUCCUGUUGAACAAAAUAGACUCAAAAACUCCGUUUUCGAUAGUUUGAAGUUUUAGAUUGAAAAUGGUUUUGGCUGAAAGGAACCCGGAUAAUGUUCGAAAUGGAAAAAGAUCUCGCGGCCCAAGUCCCAAUGGUCAUGCAUCAGAGGGCUCCAGCAUUGAAGAGGAAGCUGAUGAACGUAUUAGAGUUGGACGAGAUUACCAAGCUAUUGUGCCAGAUCUAGUUCCUAUUCAAGAUCGGAAAGCAGAGUUGUCAGCUUUGCAAGAUAGAGCCCUCCUUGUCUGGUCCCCCACACUAGACAUACCCGAUAGUAAAUUGGAUGAUUAUAUUUCUCUUACCAAAGAGAGAUAUGGUUAUAAUGGUGAGCAAGCUUUGGGCAUGCUAUUUUGGCACAAACAUGAUUUAGAACGUGCUAUUCUCGACCUCUCAAACUUCACACCUUUCCCUGAUGAAUGGACUGUUGAGGAUAAGGUUCUUUUUGAGCAAGCUUUUCAGUUCCAUGGGAAAAGCUUUCACCGCAUUCGACAGAUGCUGCCGGAUAAAUCAAUUGCAAGUUUAGUUAAAUACUAUUACUCAUGGAAGAAAACCCGCACUCGCAUCAGUCUAAUGGACCGUCAAGCUCGUAAAAUGGCUUCUCACCGUGAGGAUGGCAGUGAGGUUGGCUCUGAGGUUGGGUCCAACACUGAUUCUGACUCUGAAGAUAAGAAAAAGGACAGCGAAUCUGGGGGAAAGGGAUCCUGUUCUAAUUGUAACGUCACCUGCUCCCAAACUCACAGUACCCCUAAAGGAGUCAUGUGCGCCACAUGUCACGCCCACUGGACGCGAACUGGAAGCGUCAGACCGACAAUGGGUCCUGCAAAGCCCCGCGAUAGACAGUUUCAUGUCUUGCUUCGUCACAAACGUAAGCCACCUCGUGGCAUGUUCAUUAAUCAUGAUGAUCUCACGGCUAUGGCUAGUGGACCUGCCGGACAGGGUGAGCAAAUGCUGAGGACAAUGGAUAGGGAGAUUGUUUCAUUGAAAAGACAGGUGCAAAAUAACAAACAAGCAAUAAGUGCAAUGCGGGCUCGUACAUCAAAUGGUAUUGAUGAUCUUCGUCCAUCAGAUUCUACAAAUAGAAUUAAUGCUCGGUGGACCAAUGAUGAAAUGCUGCUAGCUGUUCAAGGAAUGCGGAAGUAUGGCAAAGAUUUUCAGGCUAUAUCUGAAAUGAUUGGAACUAAAACAGAGGCCCAUUUGCGGAAUUUCUUCACGAAUCAUCGACGCCGAUUCAAUCUAGAUGCUGUUAUGAAGGAAUUCGAAUCUGAGAAUGGGCCAAUAAUUGAAAGUGAAACCAAAGAUGACAAGAUGGAUGUUGAUGUUGUAGAGCCAAGCAGUCCAACAAUGAACUCCUCUCCAGUUUCCAUUCAAACAAGCAUUAACAAUGUCAAGACAAUGCUAAAAACAGCUGUGUCUGCAACUAAAUAACUAGAUAUUUUAAUAGAAUUUUUCCAUUGUGCUAUUCUGUGUUAGUCAUUUUCCAAAAUUUAUGUAAAUGGUUUUCUUGCUCACACUUGUUCCUUCUGCGUCUUGUGAAUAUUCACUCAAAGGCCAUUGUGACUUCUAAGGCCUGUGUGUUGAGUGUCUGAAGUACUGCCGUCUCUGGACUUUUUAGUCUUGACUGCCUUUUCUGCUGCUUCUGCUAGUCUCUUUAACUGCUGCAUAGAUUGCCUUGGUUAUGGAAAUCAUUUGGUAACCUUUAUUCAUAAAUGAUAUUGGCUGCCCCACUGAACUGUCUCAUAUGUGUAUGUCCAAAUAAUGUAGUAAAGAUGUCUUUUUAAAUUCCUCUGAUAAAAAUAAAAGCUAUUCAUGACCCUAGUUUUUUUUCUUCUUUGCUAUGAUUUCAAAUAUGUUCAAAUAUAGAUGCUGAAUUUCUUGUAAUCUAAAUUAUUUUAUAAGACUAUUCUUAAAAGUAUUGUGUAAAUUAUACUUAAUUGCCUUGUUAGGAGUGAAUGUGAUUCAAAAGUGAUAAGUGAGGUGUCAAAUGUGUGUGUUUUACUAGCAUAUACUACUGGUGCUGCAUUUUGAGUUACUGUCGUGUUGGAUCGAAACAAAAACAAAGUUUGUGCAAUAAUUGACGGAUUCAAAGCAGAGCACUGAGUUUUAGGUUCCCGGCCGGUCGCCCCUAUUGCCUUGGGUUGGAGAGCCCAAAACUCAGUGCUCUGCUUUGAUGGAAUUGCUCAAAUGGGGCAGGGCAUUAUUUUUAUUUUUUAAAAGGAGUAAGGCCUCAAAAUCUCUGAAAAUAUUAUUUUAGGUUUGGUGGUAAAUGUCUCCUGUAGUUCCUCAGUUGAGUGUUUUUGAAAUAGGGCAAAAAGUCUGUCAAGCUGUUCUGUUUACUUUUAUGACAUUGCUGAAGUGUUUUGAUUCAAAUUGUUUGAUUUAUGAUUGAAACUUAUUCAAGUUAUGUGUGACAUUCAAUAGUUUUCACAGGAACAAUUUUUUUUUCUUCCGGGAUGGAAUAAGAGUGUUUUUUACUGAUAUGCUUUGGCUUGGUUUUGACUUUUUUCUGCAGUCCCUGAUAAUAAUUUUUGAUCAUGUACAGUCUUGGUAAUGAUAUUUCUUGAGUAUGUGUUUAUAUAAAAUCCCAUCACAUCGAACCUCCUAUCAACGAAAUCCUCAUUACAAUGUAAGGUUUUCAUGUUCCAGGGCAAUGUAUUGUGUCCUGCUUAUGACGUAAGGACCAUUAAGGCCUGGAGGGGUUCGCUCCAACAAUGUUGUACUUGUCUAUUAAUGAACUCCUUUACCCUCAUCAUAUCCAAUUAGAACUUAGUAUCAAGAAUCACUCAGAAUCUUUAAAAAAGUGGUUUGAUGUACUCGUCAUGCUCACUAAUUGAAAAUGUUAUCAUUAUUUAAUCUUUCAUGAUGGCACAGUACUUGAGUCCAAUGUGAAUUAUAAAGAUUUUAUGAAUUGCUGUUUUUGUUGAGAAGUAUGAUUGGGCAGGCGAAUAAUUAGGAUUGUCAGUGAAGCAAUUGCAUGCAAUAAAGAGAAAAGCAGAUGGAAUUGGGUUGCAUAAUUUUCUGAUUGCAAAGGUUACUGAUUUUGGAUGCUACUGCCAAAUGCUAAGUUGUCUGUACUUAAUAAAUCCCUCAGAGAGAUGAGUGUAUUUUUAUUGCCUCUUGGGGGAUUAUCAACUGUAAGAAACUGUAAGUUAGUGUUUAUAAUUUGUACAUGUCUAGUGGAAUUUCUAUUUUAUUUUAUUACAUCCUAAACCUAUUGUUGAUCUGUCUCUUGAAUAAAGACAGAGUUUAUCUUACAAGAUGCGCUAUUUUUUUAUGCAAUAAUCUGCAUUAUUUGAGUAGCGGCUUCUCCCCUACCCCUUUGUGAGACCCAAAAUACAUAGAUCAAUUUAUUCACUGGGGCUUGUUUAUUAUAGAUGUCUCAUACUUUUUUGCUUUUGUAGGUAUUGGAAUUAUUUUGGGGGGUCACUCUGUCACAACCUGUUUCAAUGUUCUAGGUUGAUAAAUAUUGUGUAUGUUGGUCUGUAGUUCCUACUUAGGAUAUGGCAGAAAGCUUUGUGAUGUCUGUUUAUUGUCUUGCAAGGUUUUAUCUUUUAAUUGUUUCUAACUUUUGAGUCAGUCCCUUGUUAUUCAUGCAAAGUGGGCUUGAUAGCUUACUCUGUAAUAGGGGUACUUUUAAAAUUUGCAUUCAUGGUAAACCUGUACCAACAAGCAUGUUUCAUUCAACAUAUCUCUUACCAUUCAAGCCCUAUUUGUGUAAAGGUGAACUCAAAAUUUCAAUCUUAGUCAACCUUGUGUAUUUUCAAAUUUAGUGUAAUCAAUUUUAAGAAGCACUUAUCAGCCAAUUCUUGUAGAUAAAUAUUAGAUUUAAUAGUGCUAGUUUAGUUCUGUGCCUCUUUCAUUAUUGUUAAUAAUGGUUUAUCCUCAUUUUCUAAUCUAUUUAUCUGUAAAUAAUGAUGCACUUUCUGAA
Molecule: messenger RNA, 4056 nt
Organism: Thrips palmi
Lineage: Eukaryota; Metazoa; Arthropoda; Insecta; Thysanoptera; Thripidae
Product: REST corepressor 3-like
Exons: 10
Coding region: 159-1556 (465 amino acids)
Biological process (GO): negative regulation of DNA-templated transcription; regulation of transcription by RNA polymerase II
Cellular component (GO): transcription regulator complex; histone deacetylase complex
Molecular function (GO): transcription corepressor activity
Source: RefSeq, a predicted model, not a curated record